This is a messenger RNA of Physcomitrium patens, 2524 nucleotides long. Its product is annotated as glucomannan 4-beta-mannosyltransferase 9. Gene Ontology annotation, molecular function: mannan synthase activity. The record is from RefSeq and is a predicted model, not a curated record. Gene Ontology annotation, cellular component: Golgi apparatus. Lineage: Eukaryota; Viridiplantae; Streptophyta; Bryopsida; Funariales; Funariaceae.
CAGGCCAGGCCGAGCCAGGCAUGCCGCAUUAUGAGUGGGUCCGGGUCGUGCCCGUCGCCGCUCCGUCCAUCGAUCGUCCCCACCCUCGCUGCUGCUUUGCAAGGCUUGCAUGAAUGAUACAAGCGUAUAAUUAUAUGAGGCCCGGCCCCACCACGCAUUGACCCCUGGGCGCUGCUUAUUACCUCGUCUAUCAGUGCCGUGGAGCAUCGCUCAUUGUGGUCGACGAGCGUGUCGAGGGCGAGGGACGGGCAGCUGCGAGGUGUGCGCUGCACGGUGCGAAGUGCUGAGAGGUCUCGAGUGCGCGAGUGUGCGAGGUGGCGGUGGAGGUUGAGGUGGGGUGGGCAGUCCGGGGUGAGAAGAGAAGGUAGAGGGAUUCGCAGGACAUGCGGAUUGGUCACAUGAAGCGGAGGAGAUGACGAGUGGGCUGAGCUAGGCUGAGGGUCAUCGGCAGGCGUGCAUUGGCAUCGCGGAUGGUGAUGAGUCGCAGCUAGGCCGAGGCGGUGAGAUUGGGGACGGUGCGGGUGGGGGUGUGGGUGCGGCGAGAGCGAGCGGUGUGAGUCGCGAUGGCGGAGAGCGGGAGCACGGGGGGAUUGCCGAUGUUGGUGGAUCAGCUGGUGAAGAUAUGGCUGGAGGUUCGGGGGCCGGUGGUGGCUCCGGUGCUGCAAUUCGCGAUCAACGUGUGCCUGGUGAUGGUGACGAUGCUGUUCGUCGAGCGGAUAUUCAUGUGCGGGGUGAUGGUAUUCGUGAAGCUGUUGAGGCGGACUCCGGAGACGCAGUUCAAGUUCGAGGCGAUCCAGGAUGAUUUGGAGUUCGGGAAUUCGUCGUACCCGAUGGUUCUGGUGCAGAUCCCGAUGUUCAACGAGCGAGAGGUGUACCAACUGUCGAUACAGGCGGCGUGCGGGCUGUCGUGGCCGCAGGACCGGAUGAUCAUUCAAGUGCUGGACGACUCGACGGAUCAGACUACCAGGGAGCUGGUGCAAGUAGAAGUGCAGCGGUGGGCGAGCAAGGGGAUCAACAUAAAGUACGAGACACGACCGAACCGGAAGGGAUAUAAGGCGGGGGCAUUACGUCAGGGGAUGAGGCAUCCGUAUGUGCAGACUUGCGACUACGUGGCGAUCUUCGACGCGGACUUCCAGCCGGAGCCGGAGUUUUUGCAGCGCACAGUGCCGUUUCUGGUGCACAAUUCGAAUCUGGCACUUGUACAAGCUCGAUGGAAAUUUGUGAACGCGAAUGAGUGCUUGAUGACGAAGAUGCAAGAGGUGUCUCUGAACUACCACUUCUCGGUGGAGCAGAGGGUGGGGUCCGCGACGUACGGUUUCUUCGGGUUCAACGGCACCGCGGGUGUGUGGAGAAUCCGCGCCAUGGAGGAAGCAGGAGGGUGGAACGAUCGCACAACGGUGGAGGACAUGGACCUGGCGGUGCGCGCCAGUCUGUGCGGGUGGAAGUUUGUGUACAUUCACGACCUGGAGGUGAAGAACGAGCUGCCGAGCACGUUCAAGGCGUUCCGGUUCCAGCAGCACAGGUGGUCGUGCGGGCCGGCGAACCUGUUCCGGAAGGUGCUGUUCACGAUCCUGAAGAACCAGAACCUGCGGCUGUGGAAGAGGCUGCACAUGAUCUACGCGUUCUUCUUCGUGCGGAAGAUCGUGGCCCACAUUGUGACGUUUACAUUCUACUGCGUAGUGAUUCCGGCGUCGGUGUUGGUUCCGGAGGUGGACCUGCCGUUCUGGGGAGCGGUGUACGUUCCGUCGAUCAUCACGCUGCUGAACGCGAUCACCACUCCCAAGUCUCUGCACUUGUUGGUGUUCUGGAUAUUGUUCGAGAACGUGAUGUCCCUGCACCGGACGAAGGCGACGAUAAUCGGGCUGUUCGACAUCGGGAACGUGAACGAGUGGGUGGUGACGGAGAAGCUGGGCAACCUGAUGAAGUACAGGUCCGCCAAGUACGGGAAGAAGUACACGCUGCAGAGGAUGGCGAGCAACAUGCUGGCCAGGGGAUGGAAGAUGUCGGAGAGGUUGCACAUACUGGAGUUGUGGACGGGAGGGUUCCUGAUGUUCUGCGCUGUGUACGACUUCUAUUUCCAGGGGAAGAACCACUUUUACGUGUACUUGUUUUUGCAGUCGUGCGCGUUCCUGAUAAUGGGGUUCGGGUACGUAGGCACAUUCGUUCCGCACUACUCUUAGACGAUUCCAAAGCGAGAGCGUCGAGAGGCUAAUCCAAUUUUCCAAGAUUCGGGUGUGAGGUGUAUUGCAUCUGGCACGCGACUGGUGAAGUAGAUAAGAACUCAGUUAUGAUAACCUUGUAACAUAUCCUUUAAUAAAGCCACUGUGAGAAGUGUAUAUGGAUGGAAUCCUCUGUGCUCUAUCUUUAGGAUCGCACUGCAUGUAGUGCACUGCCACUAUUAAAGGGGAGGUAGCUGUAUUUAUCAAAAUAUCAUUGAAGUUUUUAAUCUAGGCGUAAACUUGAAUUCUUUUGAUGACUUCUCUAUCUUCAAUAAAUUUUUGGUUAUUGGAUCUGAUUUAAAGAA